Molecule: messenger RNA, 1448 nt
Organism: Corylus avellana
Lineage: Eukaryota; Viridiplantae; Streptophyta; Magnoliopsida; Fagales; Betulaceae
Product: PLATZ transcription factor family protein
Source: RefSeq, a predicted model, not a curated record
GGAGCUAGGUUUGGCUGUAGACUUUGUGAAGAUAAGAACGACCCUUCUCUCUCUCUCCACUUUCUCACAUUGUAAACACCAUCGACCACUCUCUACAAGAACUCCUUCGCUCUCUGCCUCCUCACUAGCUCUCAAGAACCUCUUCUCUCUAUCUCUCUCGCUUGCUUUCUCGCUCUUUAAGAACUAACGGUGACACUCUCUGAAUUUCGCUCCUUUUUUCUCUGUGUUUGCGCAUUUUGAGAAAGACAGAAAGAUUCAAGAAACAAACAGAGCACCUCUGUUUUUUUUCAAGCUGGCGAUCGAAAAUCAAGAAACCGCUGUCCGGGAAAUCAAACCCAAGAACCGGAGGAUCAUGGGUGCUGGAGGCCCUGAUGACGAGGACAACAGGUGGCCGCCGUGGCUGAAGCCUUUGCUCAAAGAGAGCUUCUUUGUUCAAUGCAAGUUACACGCGGAUUCCCACAAGAGUGAAUGCAACAUGUACUGCUUGGAUUGCAUGAACGGUGCUCUCUGCUCUCUCUGCCUCGCCUACCACAAGGACCACCAUGCUAUUCAGAUAAGAAGGUCCUCAUACCAUGAUGUGAUAAGGGUCUCAGAGAUUCAGAAAGUUUUGGACAUCACUGGGGUCCAGACCUACGUUAUCAACAGCGCCAGAGUCGUCUUCUUGAACGAGCGCCCUCAGCCUAGGCCCGGCAAAGGCGUCACCAACACCUGUGAGGUCUGCGAGCGCAGCCUCCUUGACUCUUUCCGCUUCUGCUCUCUCGGUUGCAAGUUGCAGAUUGUUGGGACAUCUAAGACUUUCCAGAAGAGAAAGAAGCACUCGGCGGCUCUGGCGUCAGACUCAGAGGAAUCCCAUUCCAGCAGCAGCCAUCAUGGCCAAGGGAAGAGAAAAUUCCAGAGCUUCACUCCCCAGACGCCGCCUCCUACCAUCAAUUACCGGACGGCGAGGCGUAGAAAGGGAAUCCCACACCGUGCCCCAAUGGGAGUAAUCAUGGGAUACUAAGCACUAAAUAAUUUCUUCUAAUUACUCUACUACUGGAGGCACAUAUCAUCAUCCUCUGUGCCCCUCUCCAAUGGCCGCAGUCUUUUUAGCCUCGUAAAAGGCUGGCGUUGGAUUUAGUAUUCUGUACAUAGAAGCAAUAGAAGUGAACAAGCUGGUAAUUGUGAAAAAAUAAAGGCAAAAUGUGGACGGUGGAGUCAGUGGAGGACUUUUUUAGAUGAAGAAUACUCUCUCUAUAUAUAAUAUAUAAGUCUAUAGGGGUUGGUUUUUUUAGGUGAUUAUACAUAAGUUUUGGGGCUUUUGUUUUAAUUGUAAAUGUGCUUGGGGUUUUAGAGAGGUAGGGAAAUGGGAACUGGGAAGCAAUUAGCAAUGUUGUACUCAGACUCUCAAGUCUUGAAAAAUAGGGGAAUGUCUAUAUAAGGAAAAUGAAUAAAUAGAUUUUUGUUUUAUA